GAAGAUCACUUCUACCCCUCUCUACUUAUUCCUGCGAACAGUGAAAAUAACCGAGUGGAAUCAACUGUUUAACAAAUUUGUUAUGAGUCCCGAAAUAUAUUUAUUCGCUACUGGCUGUCAUUAUAAAAAGCAGCAAUCGACGCAUUAUGUCUUAUUCAUUCUAAUUCUAAUGUUUUCUGACUGUUGUCUAGACAAUAUCAAUUUUGUCGGUCAUAGUGUUAUCUAGCUUUAUUUCUCAUGGUAUAUUUUAAUGUACUGGUGGAUUUCCAUGGAUAAAAUAAUACUGGUGGAUUUAUACGCUGUGAGCAUUGUUUCACUUUCAGGUUCAUUAUUAUGAUGUAUACAGAUACAGUAUAGGGAGUAGGGAGUCAUGUUUCUGUGUGUAUCGCAUGAUGUUCAAUGUGAUGUGGGUAAAACCCUUCGACCCUGAAUGAGACACAAUGCUCACAGCCCGAUCACUACAUACAGCAUAUUCUCUGUCUCUCCUCGUAAUCCAACAAUGGCUAAUUGGGACAUUGUUUCGUUUCGAUUGAUAUUGUCCAUCAUUCUUCUGCCACAUAUUAAUGGUGUAUUAAAUAUAGAUUCAGAUCAAGAGGACUAUGACACAGGGAGCUCGAGUGUAAUUGACAUAGAUUGGACAGCUAUCCGACCUCACAUUUGGAUCCCGAGUACAACAAACAUUGGGAGCCAUCUUGACGUUCGUGUGGUUGAUGGACCAAACAAUGCUACAGGUCGAGUCGAGGUAUGGUACAACGGUGCUUGGGGAACAGUAUGUGAUGAUGGAUGGGAUUUGAACGACGCCAAUGUCGUAUGCAGAAUGCUAGGGUUCUUCAAAGCGUCAAGUGCACCAGUCAGGGCUGAAUAUGGUCCGGGUUCUGGAGACAUUCUUCUUGAUGAAGUUGAAUGUACUGGAUCAGAAAUUAGCCUCGAAGACUGCAUCAAGAGUGAAUUUGGAGUCAAUAAUUGUGAUCACAGCGAAGAUGCUGGUGUCAUCUGUACAGAUCCUAUCUCUCUUGAUGUUCGUCUUGUCGAUGGUCCAAAUAACAACUCGGGAAGAGUUGAAGUGCAAGAAAAUGGAUCUUGGGGAACUAUCUGUGACGAUGGCUGGGAUGCAAAAGACGCUAAUGUUGUAUGCAGAAUGCUGGGGUUCUUCGGUGCAGCAUAUGCACCUGUGCAAGCUACAUACGGUGAAGGGGUAGGAGACAUCUCACUCCGUAAUGUGGAUUGUAUUGGGACAGAAAUCAACUUGGGAACAUGUUUCCACGAUAGACCUGAACCUUUUGACUGUGCUCAUGGCGAAGAUGCCGGUGCUGCCUGCUUGGUUCUUAUCCCAGAUGAUUCUGUAAGCUCGGCAUCAUCCUGGAAUGAUGAUUCUGGAAGCGGAGAAUCGUCCGGGGAUGGUGAUUCUGGAAGCGGGGAAUCCUCCGGGGAUGGAACAUUCUGGCUACAAUGUCCAGACCUCGUAUCAAGCACGGAUAAAGGUCUUACUACAUCAUCUACUGUCAUCAUAUCUCCACGCGUGCAUGCUGGUUCCGCUGACAAUCAGGACUUCUCUGUGGGCUGUACGUAUACUUCACAUGAUGUAUUUGACUAUGUAGACACUUGGGUUGCCUGUGCUGCACGAGAUGAUCUAGGAAACUACUUGACAUGCGAUUUCACAGUCACCGUUACAGAUGACGACCCUCCUCGUUUGGACUGCCCUGACGUAACUUCCACCACGGACCAAGGUCUUCCUACAUCCUCCCACAUCACCAUCAACCCACGGGCAUCAGACAAUACUGAUCCUAGUCCGUAUGUGAUCUGCUCUCAUACAUCUAGUGAUGUCUUCCAGUUUGGAGAUACCAAUGUUUUCUGUGAUGCUACGGAUGAAUCAGGAAACAUUGGCAGGUGUCUGUUCGUGGUUACAGUACAAGAUGGUGAACCUCCCCAUUUGGACUGCCCUGACAUAACUUCCACCACGGACCAAGGUCUUCCUACAUCUUCUCGCUUCCCCAACCCUCAGGCAUCAGACAAUACUGAUCCUAGUCCGUCUGUGAUCUGCUCUCGUACAUCAAGUGAUGUCUUCCAGUUUGGAGAUACCAAUGUUACCUGUCAUGCUACGGAUGAAUCAGGAAACGUUGGCAGGUGUGUGUUCGUGGUUACAGUACAAGACCCUUGUAUGGUUCAUGAUCCGUGUAUCAAUGGUGAAUGUAGCUACUAUAUCGGAUCAGGACAAUACCAAUGUGACUGCUAUGAUCAAUACGAGGGUACUCAUUGUGAUGUCAUCCCUCACCCCACUCCGAUCUGUAAGAAUACGACAUGGAUGUCAUCGCGUUUUGGAUUAAUCAGUUUCCUAGAGGGUGAGAACGGAACGUGGGCGAACUCAACUGAAGUAUGUCCAUUCAACACAACAAACGCUGAUCAACCAAUCGGUCGUGCCAUAUGCGUCGGUGAUCUGAUUUCACAGAGUACGUGGCUUCCCGAUCCCACGGAUAACUGUGGACAAUUCAGAAAUGCUGGAGAUUUACUUGGCCAGCUUUCAAAGGUUAUCGUUUCAGAUGAAAAUGUUGCUAAGCUCAGUGAAGACGUCAGUUUGGUGACAAGUAACACUGGUGAUAUCUCAUCUGAUGACAUUUUUUCGAUUGCAAAUAUAAUUUCAAAUAUAAGUGCUCGAACGAACAGUGAAAAGGUUACUGCAUCUAUUGUUGCCAUAGUGAGUAACAUCGCUGAUGUUGACACAGAAACACUUGAAUCAGCAUCAGCCUCUGUUAUUGAUGUCGUUAAAGUAUUUGAGCAGCAGAUCAAAAGUGUACCUAUAGAAGACGGUGACAAUUUCAGCAUUCAACAGAAAAAUAUUGCCGUGCAGGUCCAAAGCGUACCUACCGAUGUCAUCUCAAAUGGUUUAGUCCUCUCAUUAGCAGGAGACACCAAUUCUGAUCUGAAGAAAUUUGACACCAACAUCCAAACUUCAAAUGAAAAUCAAGCUGAAGCUACAAAACCAGAUACCAUUGCUAUUGUCAACAUACCAUCUGCGAUUUCUUCCGCUUUACCGUUGAUAUCUGGAGGAAGUUCUAAUACUAACGGCUUUGUUCGCGUGAUCUUUAGUGUCUUUUCCACACCAGCCCUUUUCAUUUCUAAAUCAUUGAAAAACACAAGUGUAGGAACCAACCGAUCUGCUAACACGCCUGUUAUAUCACUGAGCAUCGGGGACGAGAAAAUAGAAGAUCUGACAGAACCCAUCAAUUUCACUUUUACCACGAUAGAGACUGGUCUGACGAACCCGUCGUGUUCAUACUGGGAUAUUGGCUUUAGUGACUGGUCUCAAGAAGGGUGUCAGCUUCUUUCGUCAUCUGGAAUUAGCUCAUCCAAUGAUAACAACUGGGAUCCUCCUCCAUCUGAUGAGAAGGAGAAGAUCGUUUGUGGAUGUAACCAUCUCACCAACUUUGCCGUCCUUAUGGAUAUUUCCAGAGAGGAAGGGUCUUUUGAGCAAGAGCAAGCAUACACAGUUCUAACGUACAUAGGAUGUGGUAUUUCAAUAGUUAGCCUACUUGUCACCCUCGCAACAUAUCUAUCAAACAGAGUUCUGAGGGGAAAACAGACCAACCAGAUCUUCAUUUGCCUGUGCCUGACGUUACUCUGUCUCUACCUAUCGUUCAUUGUCAUGAUGUCACUGGAGAGCUCCAAAAGUCAAUACCAAGUAAAGGCAGGUCCAUGCGGGUUCAUUACGGCGCUCGUUCACUACUUCGUUCUAUCUUCGCUCACUUGGAUGGGUGUGGAGGGAUACAAUACUUAUCUCAUCAUCGUCAAGAUCUUUGAUACCUACAUUCCACGGUUCAUGCUCAAAGCUGGUGCCGUUGCAUGGGGUAUUCCUGCACUGAUUGUCAUUGUAACUGGAGCCAUUGCCGAGGACAAAUAUGCGCACGGAGAUGUAUGUUUUCUCGAAUUGUGGGCUCAAAUCGGUGGUCUCCUUAUUCCCAUGACAAUCAUUCUCCUGUUCAACGUCGUCAUCUUUGCCCUCAUCGUCCGUCAACUUAUGAAGUCUUCUAAUCUCGCUGGUCGGAUGAAGAAAGAGGCCAAGGUGGAACGUAGAGAGAACAUCAAACGGGUUCAAAAUGCAAUCUGUAUCCUCCUUCUGCUUGGUCUUACAUGGAUCACUGGAUACUUCCUGAUGAUCCGAGAAUUCAGUCAGGUGGUUGAGCCCAUCUUCAUUAUACUGAACUCAUUUCAAGGACUCUUCAUCUUCCUGCUCUACUGUGUUCGUAAACCAAUAGUUCGUAAGCGGUGGGGACUGACCUGUCUGGAUAGAGUCAAGAGACAACAAGACGCUACCACAUCGAAUAUCACACAUAGCCCUGAAUCUAGGCCCCUAUCAACUUCUUUGGACGCGAAGCCGCAAGAGAAGAACAACGAGACAAGUGCCAUGCUUUGAGUUUAAGUAUUCUCAUUUCAAUAAGAUUUGUGUAUUUGUAUCUCACUUUAUAGGUUAUGUAAUUUUGAUUGUUGUGUCAUUUGUGUUAUAUGGGAAAUGAAAUACAGUGCACUUGGAAAAAAGAUACAUAAAAAGAAAUUCUCCAAAUAUUCUCACCAUGUACAAAGGUGUGUAACUUGCUUUAGUUGCCAUUUUGACUCAAUAUAGGUUGGGAUAUCAAUCCAGCUGUACAAUUACUUUUUAUAAUUUUAUAUUGGGAGAAAAAAAGAAAAAAACUUCCAUGAAUACAACCGAAUUUGCGAAUCUUACGCUCGGAUACAAAAAUGGCCAACAUGUAUAUAUUUCAUAAUUGGGCGAAUCAACAAUUUCAUCGAAAAUGGAUGUAUAUACCUACAUUCCAAACAUAUCAACAAUGAACAUAUGAUUUAUUCAAACGUGUUCCAGAGUAAAACUUUUUAGAGAGCAUUCCCCCCUCAUAAAUGGAUAUAAAAAUUAUUAUAAAACCGGAAGAAAUCUAUGUUUGAUAAUAAUAAUAAUA
This is a messenger RNA of Strongylocentrotus purpuratus (purple sea urchin), 4946 nucleotides long. RefSeq lists its product as uncharacterized. Gene Ontology annotation, cellular component: membrane. The record is from RefSeq and is a predicted model, not a curated record. Lineage: Eukaryota; Metazoa; Echinodermata; Echinoidea; Camarodonta; Strongylocentrotidae. Gene Ontology annotation, biological process: G protein-coupled receptor signaling pathway; cell surface receptor signaling pathway. The coding region runs from base 431 to 4408 and encodes 1325 amino acids. The transcript is spliced from 22 exons. Gene Ontology annotation, molecular function: G protein-coupled receptor activity.